CCCUUCCGUGCUGGUGCCCGCCACAGCAGCGAUAGAAAAUGGCGAGUCUGUGCAAACGGCAGCAAUGCACAAUCGACAGGCGCGGCUUUCGGCAGGAACUUGACUCGUGGCGACACAAACUCCUUCACUGUGUAGGUUUUGAGAGCAUUCUUGAAGGUCUCUUCGAUCCAGAGCUGGUAGAGGAUCUGAAAUUAUUUAAGGAUUUCGAGCCAGUUGCAGUGUCUGAUUGGUCAUUUGAUGAAAACUGUCUUUUCUGCUGUUUGAGACGAGAUAAAGUAAAAGAACACCUAAUUGGCUUGAACAGUGAGGGGAUUGAAGACACACCCAAACCCCUCCUGGUUAAAGAUCAGAUCACAAUCAGCAGGCUAGAAAAACAAGCUGAGGAAUUUCUCAAUGCAGUCCUCUGCAGAAAAGAUGUGCCAAAUUUUUCAGAUCCACACAUUCCAGUAGUGGCUCGAGAGAUCCUUCAGAAAAUGAUCAGACAGUUUGCUGCCGAAUAUACCUCAAAAACCAGUUCCCCUCAGGACAGUUGCUCAGAUUCCCAGCAUCACUCUGACCAAAGCCUGUCGACCCCACCGUUGCUGUCAGGGGCUCCUCCUCCACCCAGCAGCCCCGCUGGAACCCUGUCCGGGCCAACACUUAACCCCGUCCUCAGCAAGCUCCUCAUGGCUGACCAGGAUGCUCCUCUUGACCUCACCAUCAAGAAGCCCCUGGCAGAGCCGACUGAACAAGAUGGAGUUCUGGAUUUAUCCAUCAAAAAGAAUCGCUAUUGCAGCAGCCUGCCCGUUCAUAGUCCCACCUCCACAAUAAAGGGUGAGUCUCAAGAUAUUCGUGUCACAAAGGCAAAAGACCUGCAGUCCACCUCCACUCUGGUACAAUUCAUGGCCAAGCUCUGUCCACACCAUCAGAGACAAAUAGUCAGUGCUAUUGGAUAUCUGCAGACGGAGGUCAAAGCUCAGUCCCAUACACAUAAGUCCUAUAACCCUACGUCUGGUGUCCAGAGAAUGGCUUGUUCCCUUGCAAAAUCCAGUACAGCCACCCCCGAGCCAAGAUUUCCCAUUAAGGUUGCUCCCAAGUCUGAAAUCCAGGAAUUGUCCCAUUCCAGUGAAAUCGGUAUGAAACACGCACCAGGGAGCGCUUUUACACUGAAAACUUCCGUAACUGCUCACCCUGUUUUGGAUCUUCGUGGCCCUGAGACUGUAAGUAACAAGGCUUUGACAACUUCUGCUGCUAGUCCAGCGGAUCCGGAGAACAACCGUCAAGGUGAUCACGCACCUCUAAAGAUGAAAAUUAUGACCAGCAAUGUAGCGGCUGGUAAGAGGUUGUCAUGUGUGCUCAAUGCCUCUCUUUCUUCUAAGCCUGACACUUUGGAGGCUAGACGAGGGAACUCAAACUCAUCCAGCAGAACAGAAACUCAUAGCGCCCGACUCAGCUCUACUCUGAAAAGACACACACUUCACGCCCGACAAAGAGAAGUCCUUGGUCAUGCCAAAGAAAUGGCAGCCAAAGUGUUCCCGAUCCACAUGACCAUUUCUUCAGACUCUGCACGGACUGCCAGGAAGACCAUCAGAACGGCCACUGAUCAUCUGACCAAGGACUCCCCCUGUAAGACAGUGAUCGACCCUGAUCUUGGUCACUGUGACAUUGUUUUCAUUGACAAACCAAUUACAGAGUGUUUUAAAAAACGACACCGCAGCAUGACCCCACGCCGCAAUGCCAGAAAAAGCACCCGGGGGCAUAUGUAUUCAGAUGAAAUUUGGGAGUUGAAAACUGUCAGGACACUUGCUGGGAGGGGCAACUGUCCUAACCCCAUGCCAGAGCUGAUCACCUUAGUCACCCCCAAACAAAUAUUUUCCCGGCCUGAAAGUGUGCCGCCUUUGGAUAUUCCUUUUGUUGGAACAUGCAGGGAGACAGCAAAUCAAGAAAUGACCAUGGAGCAGUCAGUUGAGAGUGCAAUACCAGUAACUGAAGAUAUCGUUGAGGUAGCAGCCAGUCAAGUAGAUGUGUUGGUUAAGACUAGUCAGACAAGCCAGUGUCAGAGCAAGGGGCAGACUGGUCCUCCAUCUCCAUUCCAGUCUCCAGCUAAAAAUAUGGAAAGUGCUACGGACAUAGAUGUAGCGCAAGAAUCAACUGCAGAUUCAGGCACUACACAAACAAAUGAAGAAAAUGUAAGUCAGACUCCAGUUGAAGCAGAAAAGGAUACCGAAUCAGAAGCCCAGGGAGAAACAGAUGAUAGCACAGAGCAAAAAGUGGCACAAACAAUAGAGGAACCUUUCAAUAAUAAAAGCAUGGAAGAAACUGAGCCCCAGCCCCCAUCAGAUGAACUUCACAUUGGUGAGUCUGCUCUCCAGCAGACCAGCUCCUCAUCACCAGUUACUCAAAUUGAAGGAGAGCAUGAUAAUAGGGAGGAAUUAAAAGAUGCGCUACCACAGGAAUGUCAGCCAGAGAGAGAUGUACACUGUGAUGACUUAAAAUUGACAGAGAAAGUCAAUACCACGGGUUCUGAUGGGAAUGUGAUCGUGGAAGAGUCCGAAAAAGAGUUUUCAAAAGUUGAUAGCGCCGAGGACCAAGACGACGACGAUGAUGAUCAUGACGUGUCCUCAAAGACACUCAAUGCACUCCUUAAAGAACUUCCACCCUGGCGCAGAAAAAAGGGUACUAAAAUUCUGCUACCGAAGCACAUGAGACAAACACAAACAACAAUAGUGGGUUAUGUUAAUGGAAGACCCAUAAAUGCCUCUGACAGAAGUCUGCGUCGUCGAGCUGGUAAUACUAGGCCGCCGUCUAAAACGCCAGUAAAAUCUAGUGACGCCACCAAGAUUGGUCACUUAGUUACUGAAAGCAGUCCCUCGGAAAAACCAACUCCUAGUCCACACACACCUUCAAAAUCAGUCGAGCCAGCUCCUCUAAUUGAGAAGUUAGCAGAACCACUUAUUAACACAUCAAGCCCAAUAUCAAAAUCUCCCGUAAGAACCAAGCAAACCCAGAAACAAAAACAGCCUCAGAGAACUCAAGGUAGUCCUGUACUUUCUGAUCCGCCUGCCGAUUCUUCUUCCAAUACAGAGUCCAAACGGCAGCUUAGAUCAGCCAGACAGAAAUUGAAUGGGACACCACUCCCCACUUCGAAUGCCAUCACUCCUGUUGCAAUUCCUGAAGCAACUGUGACUCCCAGCGUUUCACCUACAGAGCAGGCACCUUCCCCUCUGCCUUCCCAUGCACAUUCAAUCUCCAUGUCUCCACUUGUCAGGUUAACAGUUCCUCCACACCCUGAACAGUUAAGACAGGACACAGUUCCAGAAACUGUGGAAGAAAACACUGAAAAUACUCAACAAGAAGAAGCAACUGAUGAAACACACAAGAGCAUACAAGAAAGUCGAUUGGAGACCAAACAGAAACUGAGAUCUGCUAAAAGUACAGAUGACAACAGCAAAAAUGAGAAACAGCAACUUGGCGAAGUAUCAAGUCCUUUGAUAAAUAAAAGUCCUGUAAAGGCUGAAAUGCAAGUGCAGCUUAUGCCAUUAAGAAGUAAACGGUUUCUUCGAAAAGAAUCAGAAGCAAGUGAUGUUGCUUUGCUCCCAAAGCCAAAUGUAGAAUCUUUGGAAGACAGGGGUGCAAGUGGAGAUGAAAGCAGUUCUUCCAUGUCAGACAAGCCUACAAGAAUGCCAUUAAGAAGUGAGAACAAUAAAGCAGAAGCAUCCCAUCAGUCUUUUCCUCAGUCACCCCAGGCUAAAAACAAGAAAUCAGCUUUGAGAUCACACCAAUUGGCUUCACCUUCUACUAGUUCUCCUACUCCAGCUGGAGAGCAGAAUGAUGUAAGUUCCCCAGUUAGAAUAAUGCCAGCGAGAGGAAGUAAAGCCCAGGUAAAAUCCCCUUCAGCUUCUGCGCCCCACAGCUCACACACGCAUAUUGGUUCCUCAAAACAUGACCCCUCAAAACCAACCACAAACAAGUUCUAUCAGACUAUGACUGGAGAAGAAAGCCAACACCUAAUUACUAAUCUGAAUAUCAGGUAUGAUAAGAUGCAAAAAGGAUGGGUACAAAUGGACAAAGAGGGUCAGCCAGCAACAAAGUAUAGAAACAAGGCAGACAGGCAGGCAGCUAUAUGGAAAAGCAAACGCAGGACACGAAAACCAAAGUCGUCAGAGCACCAGAAAUACUCCCCAGUCCAAAUGCUUUUCAUGAAAGGUUUUAAUCUCACCAGUAUUUGUCGCUGGUUUCUGGAAUCAACAGAAACAAAGUCCCUCGUCAUUGUCAAAAAAGUGAACACGCGUCUUCCAUCAGAAACCCAGUUGUGCUUCCACAGCUCGUCGAGCGCAUCAGGGACCUCUCAGGGGGUUUUUCCUAGCUUGCAGGCAGAGCGCUUAAAAAAACAUUUGAAAAAAUUCGCCAUUGCUUCUCCUGUAAAAAGCAAUCCCAAGAGUCAGAAACUGAUUGCUAAAGUGCUGGAGCAAGAGGCUAAUGUAGUCAAAGGGAAAGAGAGAGGAGAGCUUCCUAGUACUACUCAGACUCUGAAUAAAUCAUACUCCUCUGCCAAAGCAUGUGCACAGAAAAACGAACCCAAGAAAUCUUCUGGAAAAUCAAAAAAUCCAGCGAGCGCAAGGAUCCUGAGAAAAUAUUCCAACAUACGAGAGAAGAUGCAAGUUCAGCAGACCACAGUGAGACUGAAAGAGGCCUCAAAAAUCAUUAAAACCAAAAGCAUUAAGACACUGGACACUCCAAAGUCUCCCAAAAAAUCAAAUGUGAAGCCAUCUCUGAAGGCACCUAAGUCGCCCCUAACGGUCAGCAAACAAACCAAGGAGGCGGCAGCAAAAUUGGAAAAAAGGAAAACGUUGGCUGCAAAGAAAUCUCCGAAGCUCGCCGCUCAAGAGAAAGCAGUGAAGGCAUCUAGCAGCAGCAGCAGACCUUCAAAAGAUGUGACGAAAAAAGAGGUCCCAAAGAGAAGUUCUCAACGCCUUGGCUGUACAAAGGUAUCUGGAAAUGUUCCCUCUGAACCUUCGAAAAGUAAAGCUGAGAAAAAACACACAGAAACCGAGAAACCACAAGUGGAAAAAAAUGCAGUAAAUAAAGUGAAUUCUGCAAAAACGCAAACUAAAGAAUCCUCACAUAUUACAGCUGCUGAACUGAAAGGCACCGAGAAGGCUGCUGAAACGCCGAAGCAGAGCUCGGAAGUAAAAGUUCCCACCUCACCUGAUCAGGUUCUCACCAGAUCCCAGAGAAAAAUGGAGGCAGCGGCUCCUGCGAGUGAAAGCCCCAGUAAUGCUCUGAAGAGGGCCACGAAAUCCACAACAGUGCAGAACGCAACGUCUAAAUCAGCCAAGAAAACCGACGAACCUGCACAGACGAGGAGUGUGGCAAAGAGAAGCCAGGCCGUCUCAUUGCCACGCAGCGCCUCAAAGCUGGCAAACAAGAGAGCUCAGGAGCUUCUGGAGACUCCAGCAAAGCGCACUAGAACAUCGCUGUCGAGAUAAAAUCGUGAAGGUCAUCCUUAUUAAAUUUGCUUUGAUUUAUCUGGAAUUUACUCAGAAGGACCAAAUGUGUUUAUUUCGUAUGCUCAUCAGGCCUGUUUUCUGAGGUAACUGUGGAAGAAACCUAAUUUGAGAUUCAUUUAUGCUUUUGUGAAGCUUCCGUAUGAAAAUGCAAAUAUGACAAACUCGUUUUCCAGUGUUUGGUCUGUGUUCAGGGACGACUCGAUGUCUCACUGGUGUAGCGGCUUUCUGACUUUAUGUUUCUGCACUCUGACAUGGCUGGAGAUGACAAGGGCCUCACGAGCUGGAUCUUAGAAGUCAGGAUAACCAACACGGAACAUUAAUGAAGUCGUCAAAGUGACUUUUAAGUCAUUGAUCAUAGGGUUUUUUCUUCUCUUUUUUUUAUGUACUUGUUGUUGUAGAUGAUCAUGUGCCCGGCAUUAACUGUCCAGAGAGCUCUGGAUGAAAAGUGUUGCUUGCAAACAGGAGGCAAUUUGUAUCUCCAGCCUGUCUUCCAAUCACAACAUUGUGAAUAUGUAACUGUUGUGACCAGGUGCCUUAUUUAUGAAGUGUGAUAGAAUGUGUUGCAAAAAUGUGAAAAACCCCUGUCUUUGAGUUAGAGCCCCCUCCCUCUUCCCGGAGAGGCAGCCAGCUGUCUUUGGCUUUGUAUCGUGUGCAAACCGUUUCCGUUUCAAUCCCUCUUCAAGUUGUUUUGGACGACAGCGUUCAUCUUCGGUCCCCACAGCUGCCGGAGCCCAGUCCAGCUUUCUCUGACCAGUCACUUUCAUCUUUACGCCCAACAUCCCAGAGCAUUAACGUUAAGAUGUUAUUGUCGCUGUAUAGGUUUUGACAGGUGUGAUUUAUAUGUGUCAUAUGUUUUUUUUUUUCUUAUGUUGUUCAAAGACAGGUUUCAUCUCUGUACAUUUACAGUCUCUUUUGAGCCAUUGUGUGUUUUAACAAUGGGAACUGAACAGUCCACCUGUCACUGCGUUCAUCGAUUCUUUUCAGUGCGAAGCCGCUUGGAGCCCCUCCUACAGUAAUUAUGUCAGCCGGUUCAAUUUUGCGUACAAAAGCUGUACUGAAGAAAAGAUCUGAAUUGACUGUGCGACAACCACCUGUGCAACAACCUCCAUAAAGAGAACCAACUUCAAAAGAAACGUUCAGCUGGCCAUUUAGAAUGUUGUUUGCAUCUUGAAUUUAAAUGUAGUAAUUCUUCUGGGGUAGUCCACUCACACGCCUGAGUGGUGCGUCCACCUGUGUCACUACUUCUGAUUUCUUUUUUUCGUUGUCAAUGAUUUACUGGCAGAUGUUCUCAUAAUGUGAAGUUUGUUUACUUCCACAGUAGUAACUUGUAUUAGUGUAAUAGCCAAUGGAAAAAAAAAAAAAAAACAACAAC
Molecule: messenger RNA, 6861 nt
Organism: Salarias fasciatus (jewelled blenny)
Lineage: Eukaryota; Metazoa; Chordata; Actinopteri; Blenniiformes; Blenniidae
Product: ligand-dependent corepressor
Exons: 7
Coding region: 39-5468 (1809 amino acids)
Biological process (GO): regulation of transcription by RNA polymerase II
Cellular component (GO): nucleus
Molecular function (GO): DNA binding
Source: RefSeq, a predicted model, not a curated record